Messenger RNA from Durusdinium trenchii, 1017 nucleotides. The record is from the annotation of a GenBank genome assembly. Lineage: Eukaryota; Dinophyceae; Suessiales; Symbiodiniaceae.
AUGUCAAGCCAUGCCGUGGAUGCUUUGCCUGGUGAGAUCCAGGACACACAUGCUGAAGAUGCGCCAAGGCGACGCAGCAGCGGGCAGCGCCGCAAGUUGCGAGCACGGCAGAGCUUUGCGCCUUUUGAAACUUCUUGGGGGCCUCCAGCAGCAGAGGCACGUGACAGUCAGCUAUAUCAAGCGUCGACCUCACUUACCAGGAGUGAGGACGAAGGCACGGUGAUGCUGCGAAUCUACGACGUCACCGGCGCUGAGGUUGUCUCGGGCCUGAACCGCUUGUGCCGUGUGAUUGGUACUGGUGCCUUUCAUGCCGGAGUGGAGGUCUAUGGUUUGGAAUGGAGCUUUGGCUUCACUGAUGAUGGGAGCGGCGUUUUCUCUUGUGAUCCAGGAGAGUGUGGAGGACACGCAUACAGAGAGGCUGUUCGCAUGGGUGCAACGCCUUUGGGCAAGGAGGAAGCCAUGAUGCUUUUAACCACGUUGGCGCAGGACUGGCGUGGUAGCGACUAUGACGUCUUGAAUCGGAAUUGCUGCCACUUUAGCGAUGCCUUGUGCAGGCAUCUUGAGGUUGGUCCUAUUCCUUGUUGGGUUACAAAUCUGGCUGGUGCCGGAGCGAAGGUGGAAGCAGGGCUUCGCAAUGCAGUGUCCAGCGUCCAGACUGCAGCGGUGGUGGCAGCUGCGAAGGCAAUGGAGAUUGAAGAGGAGCUGGCUAUCAAGCAGACCAUGACGGAUGGAGCCCAUCACUUGUUGGAACGCAGUUUGGAGCUUGAUCAAAGGUAUGCUAUCAGCGAAUCGGCUUCAGAGUUGGCCACCAACGCAGGUGAUAUGGUCCGCGCUGCUGCUGGAGCUGUGGAGCAAGUGAACGAUGCAACCUCAACAGUUGUCAACAAGGUGACUGAAGCUGCUUUGCAUCGAUCUGCAUCCCUUGCCUAUGAUGUCGCAAGCCAGGUUACGCCUCCAAUCUUCGGAUAUAUGUGUUUGGGUUCAAGAAAAGAUCGUCAACGGAGGGUUCGCUCGUGA